CAGGAGAUGAAUCAAUUAACUACAUAUGCAUUGACUAGUGAAACUGGUCUCGAUGGGCCAGACCAGGUAUUAUCUACGGACAUAGAUACUACAUGUAACGCUGACGGCAGAGUACGAAUAAAGUUAGAUAGCAAUGGAUCUAAUUCAUUCAUGCCCAUAUCAAUCCCUGGAGUUUUAACUAGAACUGCAAAGCUUUAUCCUAACCAUAUAGCGUUGGUGUCUAGACCUGAUACUAACGGCAAAAGAACCACAUAUACUUUCCAAGAAUAUGAGUCUAUUAUAAGAAUCGUCGCGAAAGCGUUUCUAAAGUUAGGUUUGGAGCGACAUCAUAGUGUCUGCAUAAUGGGAUUCAAUAGUCCGGAGUGGUUUAUUGCUGAUCUCGCGGCUAUAUAUGCUGGUGGGAUCGCUACAGGGAUUUAUAUCACAAAUUCUCCAGAAGCAUGCCAAUAUUGUGCUGAAAACAGUCGGGCAAAUAUAAUAGUCGUUGAAGAUGAGAAACAAUUGCAAAAAAUCUUGCAAAUAAAACACAAUUUAACCCACUUGAAAGCAAUUGUUCAAUAUAAUGGCAUACCUACCAAAAAGGAUGUUUUGAGUUGGGACGAUUUAUUGGACAUAGGUAAAAAAGAAUCGGAGGAUAAAUUACUAUCUGUGUUAAAGACGAUAGGAGUAAAUGAAUGUUGUAUUGUAGUAUAUACAUCGGGAACAGUCGGAAAGCCAAAAGCUGUAAUGGUAAAUCAUGAUAAUGUGCUGUUCAGUGUACGGACAUUAUUGUCAAUGCUACGUUUAAAAGAAAAAGCAGAGAUUAUAGUUAGCUAUCUACCACUGUCUCAUAUAGCAGCACAGAUAAUUGACAUCAUACUAAACAUUAUGUUAGCGAGCACAGUAUACUUUGCGGACCCAAGUGCAUUAAAGGAUACAUUAAUAAAUACGUUACUUGUUGCACAACCAACUAUUUUCAUAGGGCUACCCAGAAUAUGGGAAAAGAUAUAUGAAAAAAUGCAAAAAAAAGCGCAUAAUAACGGCAUAAUAAAAACUUGGAUUAUUGAAUGGGCAAAAACACAAGCUCUUCAUUAUUAUAGAAAUAAAAUAAAUGGCACAAAUUAUAAACAUUGGGGCUACGUUUUUGCAAAAUGGCUUGUUUUCGACAAAGUCAAAGCAGUAUUAGGUUUGAACAAGUGUCAAAUCUUCGUUACCGCAGCAGCACCCUUAUCGAAUAUCGAUAUUAAAAAAUAUUUCCUGAGUUUAGACAUGCCUCUAUUAGAGGGAUAUGGAAUGUCUGAAUGUAGUGGAGCUCAUACAAUAACUGACAUUAACCAAUACAGCAUGAAUAGUGUAGGAAGAACUUUACCCGGAUUAUAUACAAAAUUAUACAAUAUAGAUGAACAUGGCGACGGAGAAAUUUGUAUGAGUGGACGACAUAUAUUUAUGGGUUAUUUAAAUGCACCAGAAAAAAUCAAAGAAGCCAAAGAUAAAAAUGGUUGGUUACAUAGUGGUGAUCUUGGCAGAUUAGAUUCAAAUGGAAAUUUGUUUAUUAAUGGUAGAAUAAAAGAUCUUAUAAUCACAAGCGGAGGGGAAAAUGUAACAUCGUAUAAUAUAGAACAAUCGAUAUUAUCGGAAUUACCAUAUUUAAGUAAUGCUAUGGUAAUUGGAGAUCGAAGGAAAUAUUUAACGGUCCUUGUCACGCUUAAGAGUAAUAUGAAUGAAGAGACUGGCGCGCCAUUAGAUACACUGGCGCCAGAUGUAUUAAAAUGGGCACAGUCUAUUGGUAGUAGUGCUAAAACGGUUACAGAAGUCAUAAACUCUCGCAAUACAGCCAUAUAUGAAGAAAUCGACAAGGCAAUUAAGAGAGCAAAUAUGCAAGCUAUAAGUAAUGCUCAAAAAGUACAGAAAUUCGAAAUUCUUCCUCAUGAUUUUUCGAUUCCAACUGGCGAAUUGGGGCCUACAUUAAAGCUUAAAAAGAAUAUCGUCGAAAAGAUGUAUGUUGAUUUGAUAGAUAAAAUGUAUGAAUAA
This is a messenger RNA of Atta colombica, 2010 nucleotides long. Its product is annotated as very long-chain-fatty-acid--CoA ligase bubblegum-like. Bases 7 to 2010 code for a protein of 667 amino acids. Gene Ontology annotation, molecular function: long-chain fatty acid-CoA ligase activity. The transcript is spliced from 11 exons. Lineage: Eukaryota; Metazoa; Arthropoda; Insecta; Hymenoptera; Formicidae. The record is from RefSeq and is a predicted model, not a curated record. Gene Ontology annotation, cellular component: membrane; endoplasmic reticulum.